AUGGAAGCUAUGUUGGGUUCUCGUAUUUAUGCAGAGGUUGAUCCUUAUUGUCAGUGGGUUCUAGGGAAGGAAUUCGACACCCUUCUUGUCGAUGUCUCGGGGUUUAAGAAAGAAGAAUUAAAGGCCCAAGUUGACACAUUAGGGAACCUAAAGAUCCAUGGAGAACGCCAGAUCGAGGGCAAUCAAUGGUGUCGCUUCCUGAAGAGCUUCCAACUCCCAAAAGAUUGCAAUGCAAGGAUGAUCAAAAUCAAUUUAGAUGAAGGAAUUCUUUACGUGGUAGUGCCAAAGCCAAUGGCCAAGAACCAUUUGCCACAACAUAGCAAUGGGCAUGCACACAACGAUGGAGGUGUCAAUGAGACAAGAGAGAACUCCUUAGCAGAAGGUGCAGCUAACAACAAUGUUCAUGUGCCUGAAACUUCUAAGCAGGGAAUGGAGAAUGUUGCAAAGGGAUUGAACAAGUAUAGGCAAUUCAUAACAAAUGCUGUUGUGGCCAUCAUUGUUGUUGUAGGGCUUGGGAUAUACAUAGGAUAUAAACUAAGCUGCCAUAAAAAAGGCACAUAAUGAAUGUAGUCUAUAAGAAGAUGCUGCAUGAAUUGAAAAUAAUAUUGCUAUAACUAUUGUUAUAGGAACUGUUGCUACUAUCAUCCGACUUGGCAUGGGAGCU
Elaeis guineensis (African oil palm) is the source of this 664-nucleotide messenger RNA. RefSeq lists its product as uncharacterized. Gene Ontology annotation, biological process: cellular response to heat. Lineage: Eukaryota; Viridiplantae; Streptophyta; Magnoliopsida; Arecales; Arecaceae. The record is from RefSeq and is a predicted model, not a curated record.